AUGGUACAUGGGCACAGCUUCCAUCACGUUGUUGCAAGUCUACUCAUACUUGGGUUGUGUGGGGCAACAAAGAAGGAUCCAGCAGUGAAAAACAAUUCGGGAGUGAAACCUGCAGGUCAAUGUGGAACGUGGGUGAAAGAACCAGAAGGAGGGCUCUUCACUUCUCCCAAUUACCCAAACAAAUACCCCCCAGACACAGAGUGUGUUUACAUCCUUGAAGCUCCCCCGAGGCAGUGUAUUGAUCUACACUUUGAGGAGAAUUAUUCAAUCGAGUCCUCUUGGGAAUGUAAAUUUGACAACAUCGAGGUUCGGGAUGGACCGUUUGGCUUCUCCCCGAUUCUCGGACGGUACUGCGGUCAACACAGCCCGCCUGAUAUCAGGAGUAGCGGCCGAUAUCUUUGGAUAAAAUUUGUUACAGAUGGUGAACUGGAAGCAGUGGGAUUUUCAGCAAGUUACAACUUCACCGCAGAUCCAGACUUUGCAGACUUAGGAGUACCCCCACCUCUCCCCUCCUGUCAGUAUGACAUGGUUGGUCCAGAAGGUAUCGUUGAGUCUCAUCAGAUCACCAGAGACGGGAAGGCGGGUGCCGCUGAGGCCGUCGACUGUAAAUGGUACAUCCGUGCUCCACCACGCUCCAAGAUCUACCUGCGUUUUCUCGACUACGAGAUGGCAAAUUCCAACGAGUGCAAGCGCAACUUCGUGGCGGUGUAUGAUGGCGGCAGUUCGGUGGAAGACCUGAAGAGCAAGUUCUGCUCCACGGUGGCCAACGACAUCAUGCUGGUGUCCACGCUGGGAGUCAUCCGUAUGUGGGCGGACGAGGCCAGCCGCAAAAGUCGCUUCCGCAUCCUUUUCACAACCUACCAAGAACCUCCAUGUGAUGCAGAUGCCUUCUUCUGUCACAGUAACAUGUGCAUAAACAACACGCUGGUGUGUAACGGCAUGCAGAACUGUGUCUACCCCUGGGAUGAGAACCAGUGUAAAGAGAAGAGGAAAGCCAACAUCCUGGACAACCUGAACAACACAAACGGGACCAUAAUUGGCGUGACCUGCUGCAUCGUCCUCAUCCUCCUCAUCGUCUCCGUCAUCGUCCAGAUCAAGCAGCCGCGCAAAAAGUACAUUUUGCGGCGCGAGGACUUUGACCCCACCAUGUUCCAGGAGGUCUUCGAGCCCCCUCACUACGAGCUGUGCACUUUACGGAGUGCCACCACACCCACAGCGGCCUCAGCAGAUCUAGUCGACCUGGCGGAAGACUUUGAGAACUACCACGCCCUUCGCCGUGCCUCCUCGCGCUGCGUCCACGAUCACCACUGUGGCUCCUCGUCCAACCCCGGCUCCGCGCACAUAUCCCAGCUGUCGCUCAGCGGACGGGGCAGCCGUGGCAACCUGAGCGCCCGUGACGCGGCGGCCGCCACCCUGCUCACGGACCUCCCGCAGCCGCCCAUGGCAGUGCGGCCCUUGCUGCCGGCCACGGGAAACCGCAGGAGCAUCUUGGUCAUGAAGCACAGCUACUCGCAAGAGGCAGCGGACAAUGAAUGUGACCUGGACGACGACCUGGAAGAAGUUCCCACCACCAGCCACCGGCUUUCACGCCACGAAAAGGCAGUACAGCGGUUCUGCCUCAUUGGCUCUUUGAGCAAACAUGAAUCAGAGUACAACACAACUAGGGUCUAA
Molecule: messenger RNA, 1671 nt
Organism: Stegastes partitus (bicolor damselfish)
Lineage: Eukaryota; Metazoa; Chordata; Actinopteri; Pomacentridae
Gene: neto1l
Product: neuropilin (NRP) and tolloid (TLL)-like 1, like
Exons: 11
Coding region: 1-1671 (556 amino acids)
Biological process (GO): positive regulation of excitatory postsynaptic potential
Cellular component (GO): postsynaptic density
Molecular function (GO): ionotropic glutamate receptor binding
Source: RefSeq, a predicted model, not a curated record